Molecule: messenger RNA, 2302 nt
Organism: Glycine soja
Lineage: Eukaryota; Viridiplantae; Streptophyta; Magnoliopsida; Fabales; Fabaceae
Exons: 10
Coding region: 127-1926 (599 amino acids)
Cellular component (GO): endoplasmic reticulum; Golgi apparatus
Source: RefSeq, a predicted model, not a curated record
CUUUUGGAAUUUCUUCUUCCUCUCCUCCUACCAUUUUCCUUUCACUUUCCAUCACUUUCUCUCGUUUCCCCUUCGCAAUUUCCCCUCUCGAAAGAGACACGCAUCGAAGAAAAUCACAUCACGGCAAUGGAGGAAAAGCACGCAGCAGCCAUCGAAUCCGCACACGCCGAAUCUAACGGCGUCUCUCACGGCGCCGACCACGGCUGGCAGAAGGUGACCUACGCUAAGAAACAGAAGAAGAAGACUGUUAACGCCGCUAACGGCGGCCCCGAUUCCCGCGCCAAUUCCAGCAAGCUCGUUCCGAACGGCACGCUGUCCGGCAACGACGGCGUGUUCCGGUCGCUCGAACUGCAAUCGGAGGACCGGCGCCGAAAAAUUGUGGAGGCGAAGAAGCUGGCUGAUGCCGCGUACGACGACGAAGACGCGCCGCUCAGAUCGAAGCAGCGGCAUCGCGACGACGACGACGAAUACGACUACGAUGACGAGAAUGUGGACCGUUCCGCGGAGAACGGGAAGGCCGAGGAGGCGAAGAAGGUGAAGCCGAAGAAACCGAAGAAGCCUAAGGUGACGGUCGCGGAGGCCGCGGCGAAGAUCGACGCCGCUGAUCUGGGCGCUUUCCUCAUCGAGAUAUCAGGAUCGUUCGAGAAACAGCAGGAUAUAUUGAUGAUGCGAUUCGCUGAUUAUUUUGGACGUGCCUUUUCUGCUGUGACCGCAUCUCAGUUUCCCUGGGUGAAAUUGUUCAGGGAGUCAAGCGUGGCUAAGAUCACCGAUACGCCACUUUCUCACAUAUCUGAUGCUGUAUAUAAAACAUCAAUUGACUGGAUUAACCACCGUUCUCCUGAGGCACUUAGUACCUUUCUGAUUUGGUCUUUAGAUAGCAUUCUUGCUGACUUGGGUAGCCAGCAAAAUGUGGCCAAGGGUUCCAAAAAGGCUGUGCAACAAGUGUCCUCAAAAUCUCAGGUUGCAAUGUUCGUUGUUUUAGCAAUGGUAUUGCGUCGGAAGCCUGAUGCUCUUAUAUCUGUAUUGCCCACAUUGAGGGAGAGUACAAAGUAUCAAGGGCAAGAUAAGCUUCCAGUGAUUGUAUGGAUGAUAGCUCAGGCUGCUGUAGGAGAUCUCUCAGUAGGUUUGUAUGCUUGGGCACGGAAUCUCCUACCCAUAGUGAUUGGCAAAGGUGGUAACCCCCAAUCCAGGGAUUUGGUUUUGCAGCUAGUGGAAAAAAUUUUGUCUACCCCCAAAGCACGACCUGUUUUAGUAAACAGUGCUGUGAGAAAAGGAGAACGAUUAAUUCCUCCUUCUGCGUUUGAAAUUUUGGUCCGGGUUACUUUCCCUCCAUCUUCAACUAGAGUAAAGGCUACUGAAAGAUUUGAGGCCAUAUAUCCCACUCUGAAAGAGGUGGCUCUUGGAGGUUCUGCUGGAAGUAAAUCAAUGAAACAAGUUGCACUGCAGAUAUUCAGUUUUGCUAUCAAAGCAGCUGGAGAAAAUAAUCCUGAGUUAUCAAAAGAAGCAGCUGGUAUUUUUAUUUGGUGUUUGAGUCAAAACACUGAAUGCUACAAGCAAUGGGAAAAUGUUUAUCAGGACAACAUUGAAGCAAGUGCUUCAGUUCUGAAGAAGCUUUCUGAUGAUUGGAAGGAGCUAUCAACAAAAUUGUCUCCUCAUGAUCAUCUGAGGGAUACCAUAAAGAACUUCAAGCAAAAGAAUGAGAAAGUAUUGGACUCUGAGACUGAUGCUGCUCGUCAUGCACACUUCAAGGAUGCCGAUAAAUAUUGUAAGAUAAUCUUAGGAAGAGUUUCGCGAAGUCAUGGGUGCACGACUUGUUUAACCUUUACAGUUCUUGCUUUGGCUGUGGGUGCUGCUGUUUCCUUGUCCCCCAAUUUGGAAUCUUUGGAUUUUAAGAAGCUCUCGGAACUUUUCAUCGUUCGGCACUGAGUAGUCUGGAGAAUAUUCCGCAUUACCGGCAGUUGGUUGGUUCAAAACGGCGAUUUUCUUUUCAGCCCAUCUCAUUCACAAAUCACAAUGGGUACAGUAAACCAAUAGCCUCAUAAUAAAGUGCUUAAUGCGGAGAUUGUACACUUAGUUCAAAUCCUGUUCGGAUGACAGAGAAUAGAGGUCAACAAUGCUUUGAGGUUUACUUUAGUUUGACCUUUUUAUAAUUUAUUUGUUGUUCUUGUUUCUGUUGAGUUUUAAUUUUAUUUUAGUUUCUAUGUCUUUACAUUAACUUAUGCUGGCAAAAUGCCAAUGAGGUAACUACAGCUGUAUCCUGAAGUUAGUUUUAAUCAAAGGAAUUUUGGUGGUACAUGGCGAA